CAGUUUCUAACCCUAUUUUCAGUGACAAUGGUGAAUUUUGUUUUUUAAGUCCAUUAUUUGAAGUAAUAACACACAGGUUGGAGCUUAGGCAAGUUGUCAGACAAAGUGAACUCCAGCUGAUAGACGCUAUUGCACAAUGUUCUAUGGGUAAUCCAACCAGUGAUUGUGUUAAAUUUAUUCAAAGCCUUGCCCGACAGUUACAGAGCCCAGAUGCUGCAACAAAACUUUUUUCAACAAAUGAACAAGUUGACGAAUACAACCGUACUAAAAUUAUGGAAUUUCCAGGACAGCUGUAUGAAUUCCUGUCUGCAGACACUGGUGAACGGAAUUUUCUAUCACAAAUGAUUAUACCAAAACAUCUUUGGUUAAAAAUUGGAGCCCCUGUUAUUCUGAUGAGGAACCUCAGCGAUAAGCUGGUGAAUGGACUGAAAGGCGUGGUGUCUGCAAUUACGGAAGAGGGUCCAAUUGUUAAAUUUGGAGAGAAAUCAGUUCCUGUUCCAAGAAUGAAAUGUUCUGUUUUCAGUCCUUCAAAGAACCAUGAUGUUGCUGUUCGAGAGCAGUAUCCAUUGAAGCUUGCUUUUGCCAUUAGUAUCCACAAGUCGCAAGGCAUGACCCUUGAAAGUGUGGAAAUCAAUUGUAAAGGCAUAUUUAAGCCGGGCCAACUUGGAGUAGCACUGGGAAGGGCGCGUACCACAGAUGGAGUGAGAGUGGUGAACUUCACGCCCAGUGUUUGUUUGAAGCAACCCUCUGUAGUUCAAGACUUCAUUCAACGUGACAAUUCUACAAGGCCAUUUCUGACAGAUCACAGCUGUUGCAGAAUAACUUCUAGAACAAGGGAAGAUAAUGCUGAGCUUUCAAACGUUACAGUUGAGAACCUGCUUACAUCAGAGGCUGAUAUUGACAUUGGUGAAAAUGAAAGUACCUCUGAAGAAUUCGAUGAAGAAUUUGACAACAUCAUCAAAAGUAUCGAUGAACUUCAAACUGAAAACAUUAAGUUGCCUGAAGAUUUAGAUUUAGAAGCAAUUUUACAGAAUUUAAAAUGUGAAAAUGUUGUAACACCAAUGCAGUUGAAAGCAAACAAUAUUGUAAGUAAUAUUGAUAGGGAGAAAUUUGAACACUUUGUGAAAAUAAUAUAUUCAAAAAUUAUGUCGUUCAUGGAGAGUUUAAAAAUUGAUGCAAGUAAUGUGGCACCUGUUUCUGCACAAAAGCUAACAGAAUUUUACUCAAAGAUGCAUGUUUAUCAGACAAGUGCUGAGUACAGAAUGAGUUGUUUGUCAUUCUUUAAUAAUGAAGUAUUUACAGAGGAACAUUUACAUGUGUCUUUUAAUAUUACAAAUUCGGUUCGAAUAUAUAUACUUAAAAAACAAGCUGAAAUGAUCCCAAUUACAAGUAAAAAAAGCACAGAAAGAAAAAUCACCAAUGCAGCACAGGCAAGAGUACGUUAUGUUGGUGGUUACUGUAUCGCAAAGCUACACUACAAAUAUAUACAAAAGAAAAGAAGUACCAUGUACCAAACAGACAAAGCAGAUAUGUUUCAGGAAGCUGUUAUAAGUGCAAAUAUUCUGGACAGUUUAAGAGUACAAGAGCAAGACACAAGCAUGCCAGAAACCAUGUUAGACAUUAGUAGGAGGCAAAAUCAAAACAGAUCGCUUACCAACAUCCCUGAUUCACUGUACAAUUUCUAUUGUUCUAUCACUGAACAAUCCUUAAAAUUAUUGGUUGACGAAAACCUAAAAAAACAUGGUGAAAAUAUGUUCGAAUAUUCAAAAAACACUUUAGUUGAAAAUAAAAAUUUAUAUCACCAGUUUUAUACUGCUGUGAAAGACAGUUGUCAGAAGACUGUUGACAUUUAUAAUAAUAUAAUUGACAAUCAAGAUUUUGAAAAACAUAUUUACAUUAUUUAUACAAAAUUAAUUAAAAUCUUUUUGAUGGUCAUGGUAAAUCAAUUUAGAAAAGACAUUCUGGAAAAUUUUCAAAUAAAAAAGAAAAUGUCACACAGAAAACAAAUUUUGGUGUCUACUAAAGGUGAAAAAAAGCCACGUAAAAAUAUUUCAAAAAAAAGUCCAACAGUGAUUGACAUUGAUCAACCAAGUACGUCUACACAAGUUUUAAUUAAAAAGAGAAAAAAUGAGUCGGAUUCUGACAGUGACAACUCUCCAGUGGAGGAAAACGAUGAAGUUCUUUGCCUUGUUUGUAACAAGAAAACAAAUUCCACAAACAAAGGAGCCAUAGCUAAUCAGUGGAUUCAAUGCGACAAGUGUGAAGGCUGGAUCCAUCGUUUGUGUGCUGGUCUUUCACACCAUUUGAAAUGGAAAAAGGCCCAACGUGAAGCGUCAUUGUUCUUCUGCAAACAGUGUGAAUAAAAAGUGUUUCUAUGUAAAAAGUUGCUGAGGAAUAGCUCGGACAAGAAUUGCACUAUAUGUACAAUGGAAAAUUUCAAAGGGCCAUAACUUUGUGAAAAAUCAUCCGACCAGAACCGACUGAUAAUAUGCACAUCUCCUCUUGGUAGUGAAGCUUCCCAUAAAGUUUCAUUGAAUUCCGGUCAUUAGUUGCUGAGAAAAUAGCCCAGACAAGAAUUGCACUAUAUGUACAGUUAAUGGAAAAUUUCAAAGGGCCAUUACUUUGUGAAAAAUCAUCCGACCAGAACCGGCUGAUAAUAUGCACAUAUCCUCUUGGUAGUGAAGCUUCCCAUAAAGUUUCAUUGAAUUCCGGUCAUUAGUUGCUGAGAAAUAGCCCGGAUAAAAAUUGUUUAUUUCAAAUAAAAAAGAAAAUGUCACACAGAAAACAAAUUUUGGUGUCUACCAAAGGUGAAAAAAAGCCACAUAAAAAUAUUUCCAAACAAAGUCCAACAGUGAUUGACAUAGAUCAACCAAGUACUUCUACACAAGUUGAAAUUAGAAAAAGAAAAAAUGUGUCGGAUCCUGACAGUGACAACUCUCCAGUGGAGGAAAAUGAUGAAGUUCUGUGCCUUGUCUGUAACAAGAAAACAAAUUCCACAAACAAAGGAGUCAAAGCUAAUAAAUGGAUUCAAUGUGACAAGUGUGAAGGCUGGAUCCAUCGUUUGUGUGCUGGUCUUUCACACCAUUUGAAAUGAAAAAAGGCCCAACGUGAAGCGUCAUUGUUCUUCUGCAAACAGUGUGAAUAAAAAGUUUUUCUAUGUAUAAAUAUUAUUCAAUGUGUCAACAUUGCACAUUAUUUAAAUAAUUAAUGAACGGAUCACAUACAUAACUUACCAAGUAAUGAUUGUCAUUUUUGUGAACAAAUACUUGUGUGAGAAAACAGUGUUGACGUUUUAAAUAUUGCGCCGAAUUAUUGUUAGGAAGAAUUUAGAAGCGUUCCGAAACAUACACACCCCCACGACCUUCACCUUGUAAGCGUCUGAUGACAUGGAGCUUGACUCGAAAUUGCCGAUAAACAAUUCCCGAUUUACAACGAUU
Molecule: messenger RNA, 3437 nt
Organism: Dreissena polymorpha
Lineage: Eukaryota; Metazoa; Mollusca; Bivalvia; Myida; Dreissenidae
Exons: 4
Coding region: 144-2363 (739 amino acids)
Source: RefSeq, a predicted model, not a curated record